Messenger RNA from Gossypium raimondii (Peruvian cotton), 1393 nucleotides. Its product is annotated as phosphoglycerate mutase-like protein 1. Gene Ontology annotation, cellular component: cytoplasm. The record is from RefSeq and is a predicted model, not a curated record. The transcript is spliced from 10 exons. Lineage: Eukaryota; Viridiplantae; Streptophyta; Magnoliopsida; Malvales; Malvaceae. Gene Ontology annotation, molecular function: phosphatase activity. The coding region runs from base 190 to 1038 and encodes 282 amino acids.
UUGUCAAGUCUGGUUUUGAUUAUUUACAACUUUUUCCAAGCUCGGAAAAAUAGAAAAACCUUCUUCUUUGCUUUCUUCUUUAUCUAUUUAAUAUUUCUGGGUUAUUUACCUGGGAAAUUUCCUUUAAGGAUCAUAGUUCCUUUCUUGGUCUUUUGGUCGUCAACUAGGUUAUCUUGCAUAUUUGCAGUAAUGGAAAAAAUUCCCUCUGGCGCUUGUAAAACUCUUCAUCUGGUAAGGCAUGCACAAGGAAUGCACAAUCUAGAAUCAGAGAAAAGUCGAGAUCCAUUAACAUCCUUUGAGUUUUUUGAUGCUCAACUCUCCUCUCAGGGCUGGCAGCAGGUUCGGCAGAAGCGGAAAGAUGUGUGUGCCAAUGGACUGCUUAAAAGGAUUGAGUUAGUCAUCACUUCCCCUAUGUCAAGGACAUUGCAAACGGCGGUCGGAAUAUUUCAUGGUGAAGACCAACCAGAACUGUCAGAUGUCACUUCAUAUGAGGAAGGAAAUGGGAGGAUUAGUGAUAAUGAUCAGCAACCAACUUUCAAUCGCCCACCAAUUAUAGCACUUGAAGUUUGUCGUGAACGAUUGGGAAAAUACGAAUGCGACAAGAGAGGAACUAUCAGCCAUUAUCGGUCUCAUUUCCCCGCGGUUGAUUUUUCAUUGAUCGAAAAUGAAGACGACAUUUUAUGGGAAGCAAAUAAAAGAGAGCCCUUCGGAGAUGUACUAGCUAGGGGAAUGAAGUUUAUCAAUUGGUUGUGGACAAGGAAAGAGACAGAGAUAGCAGUGGUGAGCCAUGGUGUGUUUUUGCAGGAAGCUUUUGAACUUAUUAAUACUAAUAAGUAUCGGGCCUUAAAGGUUCGAGCCCCCCGCUUUGAAAACUGUGAAAUACGUUCAGUCCGCAUUUCUUAUGAAAGUGUAAUGGGAUUGGGAUCAGAUUUGGUGCAAAUUGGUUAUUAUGAAAUGAGUAUCCCACAUGGAAAUGAAGUCCAAAGAGAUUCCAAGAAGAAAAAUGUUUCAGUGGAGGAAUUGGAAGUCAUCAAUUGAUAAUAUUCAUUUUACGUUCAAGGUGUUAAGAUAUUAAAUGCUAACUAUUUUAAUUGUGUUCUUAGAAUUUUUGUCUUUAAUUUGAUAGCAUAAUAACAAAACACAUUGUGAGAAUAUUAUUAAGAUAAACGUUGUUUAUAGAGCGGCAGGUCGGCUUAGUACUUUAUAUUUGGACGGCCACCGGUCGUUUAUUGUGAAUUGAUAAUUGCCGACAAAUAGCCGUCGUCCGUCCCUGUUGCUAUCCUAUGCCGCCAAAGGCUCGCUUUUGUAAUUUAUGUUUAUUUAAACAGUCAAAGGUUUCCUCCUUGAAAUAAAAAAGAAGAGUGGGAACAAUGUGUGUUAUGCCGUUUGAAAA